Messenger RNA from Marmota flaviventris (yellow-bellied marmot), 3697 nucleotides. It is a transcript of the gene Pcmtd2, whose product is annotated as protein-L-isoaspartate (D-aspartate) O-methyltransferase domain containing 2. Gene Ontology annotation, biological process: protein modification process. Gene Ontology annotation, molecular function: protein-L-isoaspartate (D-aspartate) O-methyltransferase activity. NCBI's taxonomy places the organism in Eukaryota, Metazoa, Chordata, Mammalia, Rodentia, Sciuridae. The record is from RefSeq and is a predicted model, not a curated record. Gene Ontology annotation, cellular component: cytoplasm.
UCUUGUCUCCCCAGCAUCUUGCCUCCCCAGCAUCCCUCCCCAGGAUCCCAUAAGCUUCCCUCCUUAGUGUCCCCUCCCCAUGAUCUUCCCUCCCCAGCGUCUUCCCUCCCAGAGUCUUCCUUUCUCCAGCAUCUUCUCAGUGCCUCCUCCCCAGCGCCCCCUCCCCAGAGGCUCUCCCCAGCAUCUUUCCUCCCCAUGAUGUUCCCUCCCCAGCCUCUUCCCUGCCCCACAUUAUGUCCUGUGGGUCCUGUCCUCCCCUGCCUUGUGCUAGUUGGGAUCAGCUUACUGGAGGCCCACCACCUGUCCUUGCAUAAGUAGUUCUGAAGCGAGUGGGUAGUAGUCUUGCCUGAGUGUAAUUCUGAACAUGGGCGGUGCGGUGAGUGCUGGAGAGGACAACGAUGAGCUGAUUGAUAAUCUGAAGGAAGCCCAGUAUAUCCGGACGGAACUGGUAGAGCAGGCUUUCCGUGCUAUUGAUCGUGCAGAUUAUUAUCUUGAAGAGUUUAAAGAAAAUGCCUACAAGGACUUGGCAUGGAAGCAUGGAAACAUUCACCUCUCCGCCCCAUGUAUCUACUCGGAGGUGAUGGAGGCCCUGGAUCUGCAGCCUGGGCUCUCGUUUCUGAACCUGGGCAGUGGCACUGGCUACCUCAGCUCCAUGGUGGGCCUUAUUCUAGGUCCUUUUGGUGUGAACCAUGGGGUGGAGCUACAUUCAGAUGUUAUAGAGUAUGCAAAGCAGAAACUGGACUUCUUCAUCAGAACAAGUGAUAGCUUCGACAAGUUUGACUUCUGUGAGCCCUCCUUUGUUACUGGCAAUUGCCUGGAGAUUUCCCCAGAUUGUUCUCAGUAUGAUCGGGUGUACUGUGGGGCAGGUGUGCAGAAAGAACAUGAAGAGUACAUGAAGAGUCUUCUCAAGGUUGGAGGAAUUCUGGUCAUGCCCCUGGAGGAGAAGUUGACCAAGAUAACGCGUAUAGGCCCUUCUGCUUGGGAAACCAAAAAGAUUCUGGCUGUUUCCUUCGCUCCUCUGGUCCAGCCCUGCCACUCGGAGUCAGGAAAGUCCAGACUUGUCCAGCUACCACCAUUGGCUGUCCGCAGCCUCCAGGACUUGGCCCGCAUUGCCAUCAGGGGCACCAUCAAGAAGGUCAUUCAUCAGGAAGCAGCGAGCAGAAGUGGAAGUGGACUGAAGAACACGCCUCGGUGUAAACGAAGGAGGGUCCGCCGCCGUAGAAUGGAAACAAUUGUCUUUUUGGACAAAGAGGUCUUUGCUAGUCGUAUUUCCAACCCCUCCGAUGACAACAGCUGUGAAGACUUGGAAGAAGAGCGGAGGGAAGAAGAGAAAACCCUGCCAGAGACCAAGCCAGACCCUCCAGUGAACUUCCUACGCCAGAAGGUCCUGAGCCUCCCUCUGCCAGACCCCCUGAAAUACUACCUGCUUUAUUACAGAGAAAAAUAAACUUCUAUUUGAAGGGAGAAAGCGAGGAAGAGCCGAUUGGAGUCUGAUUGUACCGUCUGAGGUGUCUCCUGGGAGCAGAUGCUGUGGGAAGGGACUGCUGUACUCAUCCGUGUCGUAGUUUUCUUUUUCUUUGUGUCUCUAAAGUUCUGAUUCAGUGCUGUGAUAUCUUUAAACAUGAUCUGACAGGAUGUAUGCUGCAUAGAAGAGUGUUUUCCUCAAGUCAGGCGGUUUGGUUUAGCUCUGCUAAAACACUGAAGUGCAGCAGAGACGAUGUUCUGCCGACUGCCCCCCUCCCCCAUCCCCUGCAGGUGCAUGCACACAUCAAAGUGCACCUGAAGCAGAAUUGCCUGUGGGAGGUGAAGCUCAACUUUGUAAAUAUAUGAAAUCUUUUCUCAGUGUGAUGUAUCACUGCCCAGGUUUGAAUUUUAUGGUAUUGGCCUCUUAAUUACUGGCACUGAGUUCUGCUGAACUUGGUUUUCUAGAGGGGAGACAUUAUUGAAACACCCUCCCUUAUUUCAACCAACUUAAUUAAAUCUUAUGUGAGUUGUCAGCUGUAAUUUUUGAAAGGAAAAAUUGUGUGUGGGGGAGCAGGAAUAAAAACAUCAAACUGCCAGCUGUCUUUUUGGAAUUUCAAAGAACUUCCAAGAGUGUUUUUCUGACCCCUUUUGCUACCUGAAUUGUAAAGAACCACUGUCAUGUGAUUUCCUGAAGCAUAUCCUGAAAACAAAACAAGCUCUUUAUUUACAUGUGUAAGUAAUACAUCAAGUUGCUUCUGCCCUGCCCAUCGGGAUGAUGAUUUAUCUCACGUCUUUAAAGACUAUGAUGGAUUCCAUGGUGUUGGGUUGCCCAGUCCUCAGCAGGUAGAAAGUAAAUUAGGGAGCAUUGCAGACAGCUUGUGCUGCUCGACUUCAGUUUGCUGUCUCUCUGUGAUCACAUUAGAGUAUUGAUUCAUAGAUUUAUCUUUUAUAAUUCUAGAGAAAAAGAGAUUUGUUAGUUUUGUAAGUUUUCUUAACAGAUGUAUGUAUUUUGGUAGCUCCAUUGCAUUAGAACAGUUCAGCUCAGUGAUUUGUGAGAUCCACCUUCUCUAGGCCUUGUUUUGAGAGCUUUCUAUCAAGUUGUGGGUCUAGCAGUCAGAUGGCAAAAUGAUUUGAAGUUACUGAUUCCAUUGCUGAUUCUAAAACAUUGGCUGUUGUUAAAGAUUUUUUUUUUUUUUACCCAAAGAAUAGACUAGUGUAAACUGUUAAUAAUGAGUGCAUGUGCUGACGUAGGGUCAAGUGUCCCGGUGUUGGUUCAUCUUCCCCGGCAUGAGCUGACUCACAGGGAGGCCUUUGCUGUCUCUCUAGGUAUCGUAGCUUGACUGGUUAUUUUGGAUCUUUUCUGCUUUUUGAUUUUUAACACAAUAUAGUCUGCAUGUGUAGCUGGGAAAACAUAUUACCCUAGAUUGGUAAAUAUACACUCGUUAAAGAAAGUCAGUUUAUAGUUUUUACCUGCCUUGUAACUCAGAACCAGGCUUCAUUGUUUCAGAGAGAAAUGCAUGAUUUAAGUUUAUUUGCUGAUACUUUGUAGUUUGCAGAUCCUGUUGACACUAUUCUCACUGACGUGUAGGCUUCUCUGUACAUGGAAAUCUGUGGACAUGAUAUUAAAGAAUGAUACCUGUGAAAUGUUACAUUAGGUGGCUUGGCUGAUUUUCCCCCCUAUAAUUAUAUAUGGAGUGCAUUUUUUAAAAACCACGUUUGCCUUUAUGCUAGAUUAUAAAAAUCACUAUAAUACAUAAGAGAUGUUUCCCCUAUAUGUUAAACUUUUUGUAGCAUUUUGUGUUUGUAUUUUGUUGGUUUGUGAUUUUUAAACCAGAAUUCAGUUAAAAAUAUAGUUGUAAUAUAUGUGAGAAAUAGGUUGGUGUAAAGGAAAAUUGUAAGUAAGUUUUCUUGUGAUUAAGCACCUCACACCAGAAUUCACCAUAACACACACUUUGUUUCCAGAGGUGUCGUCCUGUAGUUGUCAGCAAGGCCGUACCGUCGUGUCCUGAUGGCUCUUUACUGUUAGGGUCUGUGUUUUCACACAACUUAUCUUGAAAAGUGGUAAAAGCCAUAGAUCUGUGCACAACAAGUAUGUAAUAUGAGAGUCAGCAUGUACAUAAAAAUCCUUUCUCCAGCCUGGAGAUCCAAGAAAUUUGAAACAGUGAUUUUAAUGAGCUGACAUACAUGAAUAAACACAGUGAAUAAUAAAGGUAGUUAUGAUGUUUUACUCUCA